This is a messenger RNA of Myripristis murdjan (pinecone soldierfish), 6271 nucleotides long. RefSeq names its product ubiquitin protein ligase E3 component n-recognin 2 (gene ubr2). Lineage: Eukaryota; Metazoa; Chordata; Actinopteri; Holocentriformes; Holocentridae. The coding region runs from base 26 to 5281 and encodes 1751 amino acids. The record is from RefSeq and is a predicted model, not a curated record. Gene Ontology annotation, molecular function: zinc ion binding; ubiquitin protein ligase activity. The transcript is spliced from 47 exons. Gene Ontology annotation, biological process: ubiquitin-dependent protein catabolic process via the N-end rule pathway; protein ubiquitination. Gene Ontology annotation, cellular component: cytoplasm; ubiquitin ligase complex.
CAGCAGCAGAGCAGAGAGGGGAAAGAUGGCGGCGGCCGAGUCGGACAGGGAUCUGUCGUCCGCGCUUUGCUCCGAGUUCCUUAACUUCUCCGCUAAAGACACGGCCGCGAGAUGGCAGCAGGCCCCGGAGCUGCAGGCGGAGCUCUACCAGCACCUGGCCGUCUAUGUUCCCAGGAUCUUCUGCCUGGGGCCCAGCGGCGGCGGCGGCGGCGGCCAGAGGGAGGAGCUGGCCUGCCAGCUGCUGCUGCUCGCCCCGCUGGAGUGGCUGCUGCUGGGGGCGGAGCCAAGCGCCGGCCUCGCACAGCUGCAGGAGAACAACCAGCCCUCCCUGCUGUGUGGACAUGUGUUCAAGGUGGGAGAGCCCACCUACUCCUGCAGGGAGUGUGCGGCAGACCCCACCUGUGUGCUCUGUAUGCAGUGCUUCCUGGGCAGCGUCCACAAAGAGCAUCGCUACCGGAUGACUACAUCAGGUGGAGGAGGCUUCUGUGACUGUGGAGACACUGAGGCCUGGAAGAAAGGCCCUUACUGCCACAAACAUGAGCCCAACAACAGAGACACCUCACAGGAGGACCCCGUAGCCCAGCUGCCAGCUGACAUGGUCGUCCGCAGUUACAGCAUCUUCUCCAUCAUCCUGAAAUACGCUGUGGACAUGCUGACCUGGGAGCAGGAGGACCAGCUUCCUGCAGGGCUGGAGCCACCGGAGAAGGGGGACACAUAUUACUGCAUGCUGUUUAAUGAUGAAGUCCACACCUAUGAGCAGGUGAUCUACACUCUGCAGAAAGCGGUCAACUGCAGCCAGAAAGAGGCUGUGAGCUUCGCCACCACCGUCGACAGAGACGGCAGGAAGUCGGUUCGCUUUGGGGAUUUCCAGUUCUGUGAACAGGCCAAGUCUGUUAUAGUGAGGAACACCAGUCGUCAGUCGAAGCCUCUCAGGGUUCAGGUCAUGCACUCGUCUGUCGUGGCUCAUCAGUGUUUUGCUCUGAAGGCUCUCGGCUGGCUGGGACAGAUCAUACAGUACUCUGAUGGUCUCAGGAGGGUCUUGUGUCAGGUCGGGCUUCAGAAAGGUCCAGAAGGUGAAAACUCCUCGCUGGUUGACACUCUGAUGCUCUGCGACUCCAAGAUGUGGAAAGGAGCGAGGAAUGUAUACCACCAGCUGCUGAUGAACAGCCUCCUGAUGGAUCUCAAGUACAAGAAACUGUUUGCCAUCCAGUUCGCCAAGAACUACAGACGCCUCCAGACAGAUUUUAUGGAGGACGACCAUGAGCGCGUGGUGUCAGUGACCUCACUGUCAGUUCAGCUGUUCACCGUCCCGACUGUGGCCCGCAUGCUGAUGGUGGAGGAGAACCUGAUGACGACCAUCAUCAGGACGUUUGUGGAUCACCUGCGGCACCGAGACCUGCAGGGCCGCUUCCAGUUCGACCGCUACACGGCCCAGCAGGCUUUCAAGUUCCGCCGCGUGCAGAGCCUCAUCGGAGACCUCAAGUACGUCCUGAUCAGCCGACCGGCCGAGUGGAGCGAGCAGCUCAGGGAGAAGUUUCUGGAAGGUCUGGAUGCUUUUCUGGAGCUGCUGAAGUGCAUGCAGGGCAUGGACCCUGUUGUGAGACAGGUGGGUCAGCACAUAGAGAUGGAGCCGGAGUGGGAGGCGGCCUUCACCCUGCAGAUGAAGCUGACGCACAUCAUCUCCAUGAUCCAGGAGUGGUGUGCUACUGAUGAGUGUGUGUUGAUCGAAGCCUAUAAGAAGUGUCUGUGUGCGCUGGGUCAGUGUCACAGCGGCCUGCCAGACGGCGAGCAGCCAAUCAGCUUGAGCCUCGCGGGUCACAGCGUGGAGACGUUCAGAUACCAGGUGUCUCAGGACAAAGUCUCCAUACACCUGCCUGUGUGCCGGCUGCUGGCAGGUCUCCAUGUUCUCCUCAGUAAGACUGAACUUGCGUCUCGAUUCCCUGAGCAGCUGCCACUGGGUGAGCUAAGCCCCCCCCUCCUGAUUGAACUUCCUCUGCGCUGCCUGGUGCUCUGUGCCCAGGUGCAUGCUGGGAUGUGGAGAAGGAACGGUUUCUCGCUGAUCAACCAGAUCUACUACUACCACAACGUCAAGUGCCGGGUGGAGAUGUUCGACAAGGACGUCAUCAUGUUACAGGCAGGAGCAUCCAUGAUGGAUCCAAAUCACUUCCUGAUGAUCGUCCUGAGUCGCUUUGAGCUUUUUCACAUUUUCAGCUCCGCAGACUGCAGGAAGAGAUACAGAGACGGCAACAAAGACGUGGUGCAGCAGAACAACACUCUCAUAGAGGAGAUGCUGCACCUCAUUAUCAUGGUUGUUGGUGAGCGCUUCGUGGCAGGUGUGGGCCAGGUGGAGCCGUUCGAUGAGGUCAGGAGAGAAAUCAUCCACCAGCUGUCAAUCAGACCGAUGGCUCACAGCGAGCUGGUCAAGGCCCUGCCUGAGAACGAGAACAAGGAGACAGGUCUGGAGCGAGUCAUUGACAGCGUGGCUUCAUUCAGGAAGCCUGGUGUGACGGGCAGAGGUCUGUAUGAGCUCAGAGCAGAGUGGACCAAACACUUCAACCUCUACUUCCACCAUUACUCCAGAGCUGACCAGUCCAAGGCAGAAGAGGCUCAGAGGAAGCUGAGGCGGCAGAACGGAGACGACUCGGCCCUGCCCCCCCCGGCGCUGCCCCCCCUGUGCCCGCUGUUUGCCAGUCUGGUGAACCUGCUGCAGUGUGACGUGCUGCUGGCUGUAGAGGGCGCCGUGCUGCAGUGGGCCGUGGAGCCCAGCGGGGGGGGCUGGACCGAGUCCAUGCUGCAGAGGGUGCUCCACCUGGUGGGCAUGGCUCUGCUUGAGGAGCAGCAGCAGCUGGAGAACAGCAGCGGAGAUGAUGAUGUCACUUUCAACUACACCAGCAAGAUCACACGUCCAGGAGAGGCUCCCAGCACAUCAGGAAGUGUUCUGGCUCUGCUGGAGAGUCUGCAGAAUGCACCUCACCUGGAGGUCCACAAGGACAUGAUCACCUGGAUCCUGAAGAUGGUGGCCAACAUCAAAACCAUGAGGGAACGCAGCAGCUGCAGCUCCACUGUCAGCACCAGCCAGGGACAGGGCCCAGAGGAGACGGUGCGGGAUAAGGACAAGGCGGAGAGGAAGAGGAAGGCGGAGAUGGCUCGGCUGAGGAGAGAGAAGAUCAUGGCUCAGAUGUCGGAGAUGCAGAAACAUUUCAUCAACGAGAACAAAGAACUUUUCCAGCAGAGCCUCGAGGAGCUGGAGGCGUCCACGUCUGCUGCCCCGCACAGUCCUCCCGGUGCGGAGGUGUGUGUGUCGGAGGUGUGUGUGGGUCCCAGGCGGUCAGGGGGCGGGGACAGGCGUCAGCUGGUCACCUGCAUCCUGUGCCAGGAGGAGCAGGAGGUCAGAGGUCAGGGCAGGGCCAUGGUGCUGGCCGCCUUCGUGCAGAGAUCCACUGUCCUGUCCAAGAACCGUGGCCGGGCCCCGCCCAACCCAGAGCAUCACGAUGCCCUCUUCAUGCACCCUGACUUGGCAUUUGGCACACACACGGCAAGCUGCGGGCACAUUAUGCACGCCACCUGCUGGCAGAGGUACUUCGAGGCGGUGCAGCUGAAGGAGCAGCGGCGGCAGCAGCGUCUGCGGGUUCACACGAGCUACGACGUGGAGAACGGAGAGUUCCUGUGUCCGCUCUGCGAGUGUCUGAGCAACACCGUGAUCCCCCUGCUGCCACACACACACACACUGCACAGUGCGGAUCAUCCGAGUUUGGAGGCGUGGCUUCAGUCAACCAAUCAGCAGAUUGCAGCUCUGCACGCUGCACACAGGAAGUCUGAUGGUGAAGCAGCAGCUGACAGGGAGGAUCUUGCUGCUCCUGAAGGUUUCAGAGUUGACUUCAUUCCCCCGAACCCGUUCUCUAGCAGCGUCAGGGAGAUGAUCACCACCUUCAGCACGGCCACGUACAAGGUGGGCCUGAAGCUGAACCCCAACGAGCAGGACCCCCGGGUGCCCGUCAUGAGCUGGGCCAGCUGCGCUUACACCAUGCAGGCUAUAGAGCGCCUCCUGGUGGACGAGGACAAGCCGCUGUUUGGCAGCCUGCCCUGCAGACAGGAUGACUGCCUCAGCUCUCUCGCCCGGUUUGGCUCCGCCUGCUGGACUGCAGCUCCACCCAGCACAACACACACACACUUCAUCAGGCUGUUCGCAGCUCUGGUUCCAGACUCGCAGGUGGAAAACACUCCCUGCAUCCUGGAUGUCGACAUGUUCCACCUGCUGGUUUACAGCGUGCUGGCCUACAACUCAGUUCACUGUCUCGACCAAUCGGGACGCGCUGUGGUUGACUCCGCCCACCUCCACCUACUGCACCUGAUAACUGUGGCUCACCUGGUCCAGAUCCUGCUUACCUCCACAACAGCAGAGGAGGUCAGUAUGGAUCAGGACAGUGGAGGAUCAGAGGAGGAGGAGCUCACCUGCCUGCUGUACAACACACUGAGGAAACACCUGUGCAGUGUUCUGCCUGAGGUUUCUUCUGGCUGGCACCUGUGGCGUUGUGUUAAAGCUGGCGUGCUGCCCUUCCUUCGAGCCGCCGCCCUUUUCUUCCAUCACCUGAACAGUGCCCCGCCCCCCGCCGAACUGCAAGUUGCAGGUCCUGGCCAGUGGGAGGCGCUGUGCAGCUACCUCAGUCUGCCCUGCAACCUGCUGCAGCUCUACCAGAGCAAACACACACUACUGGAGCCUCUGCUGCAGGGGUGGUGCUGUCACCCUGCGGUGAAGCAGACGCUGCAGGGAGGCGGAGUCAUCAUCAGGUUCCCCAGAGAGUCCAACCGGCUGAUCGACCUGCCUGACGACUACAGCGCCCUGAUCAACCAGGCGUCCAGUUUCACGUGUCCCAGGUCGGGGGGGGACAAGUCGCGGGCUCCGACGCUGUGCCUGGUGUGCGGCUGCAUGCUCUGCUCCCAGAGCUACUGCUGCCAGACGGAGCUGGACGGGGAGGACGUGGGCGCCUGCACCGCACACACCUUCACCUGUGGAGCCGGCCUCGGCAUCUUCCUCAGGGUCAGAGAGAGUCAGGUUCUGUUCCUGGCUGGAAAAACUAAGGGCUGCUUCUAUCCCCCCCCCUACCUGGACGACUACGGAGAGACGGACCAGGGCCUCAGGCGGGGGAACCCCCUCCACCUCUGUCCUGAGCGCUACAGGAAGAUCCAGCGUCUGUGGCGUCAGCACGGCGUCACCGAGGAGAUCGGCCACGCCCAGGAAGCCAAUCAGACGCUGGUGGGCAUCGACUGGCAGCACCUGUGAGGCAGGCUCCGCCCCCAGAGACGGCCGAGAAGCUGCCACUGCUGGCCCCACCCCCUUUUUACCAGACCCUCCCCCGGGCGACGCCCUCGGCGGCUUUCAGGGAUUUUUAUUUGUUUUUUUUUUGUUUUGUUUUGUUUUGUUCUGUUUGUUUGUUUGUUUAGGGUUUUGUUUUGUUUUUUUUCCUCCAACCUGUUGACCCCACCCACCAGGGAGGAGAAUACCCAAACAGCAUCAAGGCCACACACACACACACACACACACACACACACACACACACCUUGAGACAAGUGUUUUUGCGUUCUUUGCAUUUGAAUCUGAAAUCUUUAUUAACUCUCCUUUCAAAACAUAAACAACAGAUAAACAACGGUGUGUGUGUGUGUGUGUGUGUGUGUGUGUGUGUGUGUGUUGGGUCCCAGGUGGGGUUUGGUUUUUUUUUUUCGUUGUUGAGAAGCACAACGAGACGCCACUUUCAGAUUUUCUGUUUUUAUUUUUGCCUCAGAAACAUGUAGACACACACACACACACACACACACACACAGCCAUUGGAACACUGAUCAAUGAACUUUAAAUCAGACUGCAUUAUAUCAGAAUGAACCAUAUUGAUUUUUACAUCAGUCAGUAUAUUAGCACACACACACAUACACACACACACCUUUUUUUUUUUUUAAGGUAAACGUGCUUGCUUGGAGCUGUGUGAUGUCACUUCCUGUUUAAAUGAGUUGAAUGUGUGACUUUUUUUUUUAGUAUGGCCUUGUGUUAAAACUGAUGUGAGAAACAUCCUGAUCACUCACACACACACACACUCACACACUCACACACACACACACACUCACACACACACUCUCACACACACACACACACACACACACACACACACAGAGCCUGUGUUCAGGUUCAGCAUGUCUGACUGUUAAUAUGUGAAUUCUUGUAUAAAUCAAAGGUUGUAAAAUAAUGUAAACCAACAAAACAAAAUAAAAAAGUGAAAACGUG